Meloidogyne enterolobii is the source of this 1392-nucleotide messenger RNA. NCBI's taxonomy places the organism in Eukaryota, Metazoa, Nematoda, Chromadorea, Rhabditida, Meloidogynidae. The record is from the annotation of a GenBank genome assembly.
CUGCAAGUGCGGCGAUGGUGAGCAGCAGCAACAGAGAGCACAGCGUUGGCGACUUCUUGGUCCAUGGUCCGGUGUUGAGGUCCAUUGGAAGGCAGCGAAUGAGUAUUUAGAGAUGCGGUAGACGAUGUAGACGUUCGAUGAGUUGCGAUGAAUGUUUUGUAGAGCUGGUGGGAAAUGAAUGAAAUGCGGGGGCUUUUAUAGUAUAUUCUCCAGAAGGAAGACCGAAAUUGCCAGCUAAGAGACUUGGAGGUUAUAAAAGCAGUUUUAGUGAAAUGUUCAAUAUCUUCAUUUGCCUCUCACCACGCCAGUCAUCGACAGGACUAAACUACAAUGACGUCUCCAACAAACAACUGCUGCCACCCGAAGCAACAACAACCGCAAACGACAGCAAGUGAACUGGCGAGUGUCAUGCAGGAAUUGCGUCAACGAUUCGACAAACCGACGAACCCGAACGAUGUGCCAGUUCAGCCUGUGCUGAAGGAGAAGCAGAAAGAACAGCUUAGCUUUUUCCAAAGGAAGGAUGCCUUCAUGAGGGAGUGUCAAAAGCGAUUUGCAAAGAAAAUUCUCGUGCGGAUGCAGCAACGGAGCGCGCCUCAACUUCUCAACGGCAGGGAGAAAUUUUCAGUGAAGUGGUGUGAUCGUCCAAGCUCGCAAUAUGGCUGUCAGGAUACCAAUUCCGCUCCGGACUUCUUGACAGAAAAGACCAAACGGGAAACCAUGGAGGAGCCUGAUGAUGAGGAGAAAUUGUCUGAGUACUGCAAUGAGGCACUAAUUAAAUCGGCGUCUACCGGAAAUGUCAACUCUCUGAGCACUCCAGUGUCAGUUCCAACAAUAACUAGAUCGGCGUCUACUGGCAAUUUGGGUUCUACUGGCAACUUCAGUUCUUCCACAGCUCAACAACAGCCUAUGUUCUCUUCUAGCGUGAUGCUCGAAAUUCCUCAUUCUGAAGUGGAGUCUGUUCCUUCUUCUAUCCUGUCUUCUGCCUGUUUGCUUAGUCGACUCGAAGCGCGAGAGAGAAUGUGUAAAUCCUGUCGUCGUGCAGGGCCGCAAUAUGACAGCUUUUUUGGAUGUCGUCAUACCAAAUCCUGCCCGGGUCUCCUCGAGUAUCCGUCUGAGAUGAUGAAGUUUCUUGUCGACUGCGAGGAUAUAACUGGCCAAAGACACCCUACUUUCUCGACAAAAAGGGCUAUGGAAAUCGCGGAGGAGUGCGAUCGUCAAUGAACUCUGUUGGGGAUUGUAAUCGACCUUACUGCUGCUGUAGCCUACAACUUGCCAGGCACUACGACUACCUCUUUCCACUAGACACUCCUUCACGUGAUGCUGUGACCACAGAUGAUAGAAGCGCCAAGACUGCAAGCAAUUUGAGAUCAUUCUCUCCUGAUGACUACUUUG